Alosa alosa (allis shad) is the source of this 3812-nucleotide messenger RNA. It is a transcript of the gene pdcd4a, whose product is annotated as programmed cell death 4a. The record is from RefSeq and is a predicted model, not a curated record. The transcript has 12 exons. NCBI's taxonomy places the organism in Eukaryota, Metazoa, Chordata, Actinopteri, Clupeiformes, Clupeidae. Bases 289 to 1692 code for a protein of 467 amino acids. Gene Ontology annotation, cellular component: cytosol; nucleus. Gene Ontology annotation, biological process: negative regulation of DNA-templated transcription.
GAGCGCAGUCUUGAAAUGUGCACGAUCUACUAGUGUUCUUCUGCCCCACAUCAAUGCUUAAUUAGUUGUAGUUCACAAGUGUAAAUCAUUUGUUUGAUUUAAGUAUAUAUUUGUGUUUUGUGAAAUAGCUCAGGGACGUAAGCUAGCUGGCUAACAUUUAUAAUUUGUGGAGAACACCAAACGUGCGAUUUGUUUGUCGAGUUUAAGGAAAAGGUAGACGCUGGAAGUGCAAGCAACUAGCAAGCAAUAAACAAGCACGCGGUCAGCAGCUAGCUUGCAUCGAACGCAAUGGCGACCGAAGUCGAGACUUGGACUGGAGCUGCUCAGCACGAUGGUGUGUUUUCCUUCGAUCAGGAGCGGGGCGAGGCGGACGGCUCCCUCGGGGAUGAGCUGCUAAACGAGACGGAGGUGAACGGGAACUGGACACCACAGGAGAAGGCCCUGCACGAGGCCCGCCUCAAAGCCAAGGCCAAGCGCCGCCUGCGCAAGUCCUCCUCUCGAGACUCCACCCGGGAGUCGCUCUCAGAGUCCAUCAGUGGCGAGCUGGGAGCUGACCCCCACAGCCCCAAGGGCAAAAUCAACGCCAAUGACCGCAAGUCCAGAACUGGCAAAGGCCGGGGCCUGCCUAAAAAAGGUGGCGCUGGAGGAAAGGGGGUGUGGGGAGCUGCAGGUAUGGUCUAUGAGAUGGAGGAGCCAGACGCCAAGGACCCCAACUACGAUGAAGUUGCACAGGGAGACACCAUAUUCGCCAAAGUGGUGCCAGAGUUGAAUGAGCAGGAGCUGGAGAAGAUGGUCAACCCCAUUGUGCAGGAGUACUUUGAGCACGGAGACACCAAAGAAGUGCAGAUGUUGCUGAAGGAGCUGAAUUUAGGGCCACACAAGUAUGAGUUCUCCUCAAUGGCUGUGUCUUUGUCUCUGGAAGGCAAAGCUAGCCACAGGGAGCUCACCUCGCGCCUGCUGUCGGAUCUCUCCGGAAAGAGUCUCUCUGAUCGCGACAUGGCGCGCGCUUUUGACAGAAUGCUCAAAGAACUGCCUGACCUCAUCCUGGACACGCCUGAUGCCACACAGAUGUUGGGCCAGUUCAUAGCCAGAGCCAUCGCUGACCAUGUGCUCCCUAUGAGUUUCCUCGACCAUUACAAAGGCAAAGUGGACUGUGACCAUGCCAGAGCUGCGCUGGACAGAGCAGCUGUCCUCCUCUCCAUGAAGAAGGAAAUUGUAAGGCUAGAUAAUGUGUGGGGAGUGGGAGGUGGCCAGAGACCUGUGAAACAUCUCAUCAAAGAGAUGAACCUGUUGCUGAAGGAGUACCUGGUCUCCGGGGACCUACCUGAGGCUGAGCGCUGCCUCAGAGAUCUGGAGGUGCCCCACUUCCACCAUGAACUUGUAUAUGAGGCUGUGAUCAUGGUUCUGGAGUCCACAGGAGAUAAGGCUAUUCAGAUGAUGGUCAAACUUCUUCAGGCCUUUUGGAAAAUGGGCUUGAUCACACUGGACCAGAUGAAUCGGGGCUUCGAGAGAGUGUAUGAUGAACUCCCAGAGAUCAACCUGGAUGUACCUCAUGCCCACUCCAUCAUGGAGUCGUUGGUGGACCUCUGCUACCAAGAGUCCGUCAUUACCAAACAACUGAGAGAUGCCUGUCCCUCCAGGGGGCGUAAACGCUUUGUGAGUGAGGGUGACGGCGGGCUCGUCAAGAGCUAAACUGGGGGCGGUGUGAUCUGGCAUUCCCACCCCCUUAGCCCAUUCCCCAGGUCCCAGGCUGGGUAGGCUAGGGGUGUCGUCAGACUCCACUCUCCUGCCUUCUGUCAUCAGCAGCACCACCUCCAUCCACAGCCGCCCCACACAUCCACCCCAGCCAUGUCGGCAGCUGAAGGCCGACCUUCUCAAGGAGAGCCUGUGGAACACCUCCGUUAUCUUCUCUCCGGUGUUGUUCAUAUUUUAUUUUGUUUUGUUAAAAAAAAAAAAGAAGUUUGGUUUUGGAGAGGGCUUUGUGGGUCCUUACUGGUUUUGGUUUCUCAUUUGUAUUGUUGGGAAUGGGCUGGUGGCCCCUCCAGGCUCCCUUGUGUGGGUUGUGUGAGAUACAGGCCUCUGGCUUGGUUUAGCUGGGGAGAGGAUGAUUGAGGACAGGGUGGGGAUGACUCUGGGCCCUGGUGUCAGGGUUUGAAGGGUUAAGGGUGUUUUUCUUUUUGUUUUGUUUUGUUUUUUUUUUUUUUUUCGUUUUAUUUUCUUGGCUUCUGUUUGCUUUGCUACAGUGAUGUCCUCUAUGUUUUGUUCUGUUCUUUGCUUUGCAUGUAUAACGCAAAAAAGCACUUAAACAUAUUUUGAAAAAAAAAAAAAAAAAAUGAAUGAAUGGAAGAAAUGCACCUGGACAUUAAAAAUGUACUUUGUUCCUGAGAACCCAAUCUCUGGGCCAUGGUUUAACACCUUUGGGUGUUAUAUUCACUUAUAUAGGGAUCAGCUCUUCCUCUUUGAUUUAAUUACUGCUGUCAGUAGAAGGCCUUAAGGCCCAGUCCAAAAUAAGAUGUCAAACUGUGAAAUAGUAUUUUUUAUUACUGAAGAUCACAUACCAGAUCCAAACCAAAUCUGUUUUUGUAAACUGUAUGUCAGUUCACUUGGUCUGAAGCCCUCACCAUUUUCAUCUUUUCUAAAUGAAUGCUGGAUUUUCGUCCUAUGAGAACGCUAUGAACAAAGAAGUAAUUUCACAUACUAUCCUUAUUUACAGUCCUAAUUAAUUUAAAUCUGACAUACCAAUUGUAGGUUCAAAAAAUAUGUAACAUUUUAAAAACACAUUCUGAGCAGGCACCCCCUUCCCCUCCCACACACACACACACACACAAACACACACCACCCCCCAAAUGGAGAAGCAGUCUGUGUGAAUUGAGCGGCAUGUAGAGGCUCUCCAGUGCACGAGUCCUUGAUGAUGCAAAGGGGCUGGGGGGUGGUGGAUUUUUAAUGGUUAAUAAUUUGCAUCAACCACCAUGCUUGUUUACAAAAUGCAAAUGUUUCCCGAGUGUGUGUGUCUCCUGUAGCAAUAAACAGCCUGUAGUAAGCUUUUAGGAUUGGUCAUGUCCCUGGGGGUUUGGGGAAAGCAAAGUAGUGUAGGCAAUGCACGUCAAACUCAACAGGUAGUCACCAUCACUGAGGCAUGGGCUGCAUUCCACAGCCCUUCCCCAUCGUUUAAGACCUUUCCUUCUAAGAAUGUUUGUCUUUCAGUGAGUUCUUUUCUGCCUGUUUAAAGAGGGCUGAUCUCGUGUGUGUGUGUGUGUGUGUGUAUGUGUGUAUGUGUGUGUGCAUGCGCACGCACGCGUUUCAUAGACAUUCAUAUACUUGGGCUAAAAUGAUUAAGUUUAAUGGCACUGACUGGCUUCAAAAUCAAUGAGGAACAAGCUGUGGUCUGUCCCACCCACCAGAAGAAAAUAUAUAUAUAUUGGUACAGGUGUGUAGUUUAAAUAUCUUUUCAUUCUCCACUGUGGGAUUUUAAAGUUAUCAAACAACAUAUUCUGAAUAAGUGAACUGAUAAUAGAAAUCACUGUACUGUUUCCAGUAUGUCUGUUAAAGUUCAAUCCAUCUACUAGAUGCAUUUGUGGUGUCAAGCUCUUUUGGCAUGUGAUGUCAAUAAGUCAUAACCAAAAAACCUUGCCUGUUUUGUACAUAAGCCCCAUCUUUGUAUUACUUUGUUCAUGGGACACUUUUUUUUUUUUUUUUUUUUUUUGAAGCAGAAGCAUUAUUUUUGAAUAGCUCAUACUGUUACAGAAUCCCAGCAUUACCAAUACAGUAAUUCUAUACUGUAAUUGUUUCAAUAAAAGUUCAUUGCUCUUGAA